ACAUCUCCUUGCCUCUCUUGCUUAGAUGCUAGAGACAUGGUCCCCAAGUGGUUAAUAUCGGACCCACUUGCCAUGCAGUCACAUUUAAGUAAUAGGCCAAUCAAUAUAUCGGGAGGGGUAGACCCCAAUAGAUUAUAUAUAUGAAGUGAGAGAGUGAUGAAGUUUGUUCUGAUUGAGAGGGGGAAAAUAUGGAAGCAGCAAGAAAGAGAGAAGACAACAGAGCUCAUGUUUUAGUUCUUCCUUAUCCAACCCAAGGUCACAUAAACCCUUUACUCCAACUCUCAAAGCGCUUGGCCUCCAAAGGCCUCAUCCCCACUUUUGCAGUCACCGUCUUCAUCUCCAAAACCAUGCAACUCCACACUCCUAUUAUUCGAUUCGACACAAUCUCCGAUGGCUACGAUGAUGGUGGCUUCGCCCAUGCCAAAAGCAUCGAUGACUAUAUUUCUCAAUUCGAAGCUGAGGGCUCCAAAACCCUAGCUGAACUCAUCAAGAAACAAGAAAGCACCUUCGGCCACCCCUUCAGCUGCAUCAUAUAUGACUCUUUCAUGCCUUGGGCUUUGGACGUGGCAAAGAGAUUUGGGUUAGCAGCUGCUGCUUUCUUCACUCAACCUUGUUUUGUUAACUACACAUAUUACUAUGCCCAUACUGGGGUUUUGAGUCUCCCAGCCUCUUCUUCGCGUGUGUUGCUUCCUGGGUUGCCAGAGCUUGAUGCUUCGGACAUGCCAUCGCUACUUUACGCGCCAAGUUCAUAUCCAUCAUACUUUAAAAUGGUGUUCGGCCAGUACUCCAACAUAGAGAAAGCUGAUUAUGUUCUUGUCAACACAUUCUACGAGUUGGAGGAGGAGGUGGUGGAUUCAAUGUCAAAAAUCAGUCCACUAAUGACAAUUGGACCAACAGUUCCAUCUUUCUACUUGGACAAUAGGGUCCAAAAUGACUCUGACUAUGAUCUCAACCUCUUCAACUUAGAUCCUGAUUCUUGUAUCCAUUGGCUGCACACGAAACCAAAAGACUCUGUUGUAUAUGUAGCAUUUGGUAGCCUGGCUGCUCUGGGAAAAGAACAAAUGGAAGAGCUAGCAUGGGGUUUGAAGAGAAGCAAUUCUUACUUCUUGUGGGUAGUUAGAAAAUCCGAGGAGGAAAAACUCCCUGAAAACUUCAUUGUAGAGACAUCCGAAAAGGGGCUCCUUGUGAAUUGGAGUCCGCAGUUGAAGGUGCUUUCGAGCCCUGCUGUAGGAUGCUUUUUCACACAUUGCGGGUGGAACUCAACCAUGGAGGCCCUGAGCCUUGGUGUGCCAAUGGUGGGAAUGCCACAAUGGACAGAUCAACCGACAAACGCAAAGUUCAUCGCGGAUGUUUGGAAUGUGGGGGUUAGAGUCCAGGUUGAUAAGGAGAGUGGGAUUGUUGGGAGAGAGGAGGUGGAGAGGUGUAUUAGGGAGGUGAUGGAAGGGGAGAGUGGACAGGAGAUGAGGAAGAAUGCUGAGAUAUGGAGGGAUUUGACCAAGGAAGCUGUUAGUGAAGGUGGGAGUUCUGAUAAGAACAUCAAUGAAUUUGUAUCCAAAAUAUUGGGUUCCUAGAUAGCUAGAUAGACGUUUGAACAGGACCCAUUUACCAUAUCCGUACCAAUAGGUUAUGUUGAUGAAUUAAUUUGUAAUUUGAGUGUCAUCUCAAUUUGGCAUUUGGGCACCAGUGAACUUUUGAUAUGGUGAAACUAGCAUAUAUGCUUGUCUUGUUAUUGGUCUGCAAGUCGGUUAAUGAGUAAGAUAUCAAUUUAUUCUUUUUUU
Molecule: messenger RNA, 1778 nt
Organism: Malania oleifera
Lineage: Eukaryota; Viridiplantae; Streptophyta; Magnoliopsida; Santalales; Ximeniaceae
Product: UDP-glycosyltransferase 74F2-like
Exons: 2
Coding region: 189-1571 (460 amino acids)
Molecular function (GO): UDP-glycosyltransferase activity
Source: RefSeq, a predicted model, not a curated record